Messenger RNA from Brienomyrus brachyistius, 1206 nucleotides. Its product is annotated as F-box only protein 11-like. Gene Ontology annotation, biological process: ubiquitin-dependent protein catabolic process; regulation of apoptotic process; protein ubiquitination. The record is from RefSeq and is a predicted model, not a curated record. Lineage: Eukaryota; Metazoa; Chordata; Actinopteri; Osteoglossiformes; Mormyridae. The transcript has 11 exons. Bases 1 to 1062 code for a protein of 353 amino acids.
AUGGCUCAUCGGGUGGUGACAGGUGCGGAUGCCCUGAAUGGUGGAGUAACAGGAACAGAUGAGGUUCCCCUGAUGGAGAUGUACCCCUCCCAGGCAGAGACGGCGGCAGCAGCGGAAACGAUCGAGGAAGAGAAGAUUCCUGAUAAGGCAGGGAACACAAAGGCCAGUGUGAAUGACGGAAAUGGCGAAGACGACGGAAGCGGCGGCAACGACGGUGAUGACGGCGGGAACGGGAGAAGCAGAGAGGACCCCCGAAUGUGCAUAUUGGUGUCCAUCCAAGAGUAUGUGUUGGCUGUUAACCUAGCUAAUGUGGGUGUAUAUGAGGACAAUGAGAUCUCCAACAAUGCUCUGGCAGGCAUCUUGGUGAAAAACCACGGCAACCCCAUCAUCCGACGAAACCACAUUCAUCAUGGAAGGGAUGUUGGAGUGUUCACCUUCGACCAUGGCAUGGGCUACUUCGAGAGCUGCAACAUCCACCGGAAUCGUAUCGCUGGCUUUGAGGUGAAGGCUUACGCAAACCCCACAGUGGUGCGCUGUGAGAUCCACCAUGGACAGACAGGGGGCAUCUAUGUGCAUGAAAAGGGUCGUGGCCAGUUCAUCGACAAUAAGAUCUAUGCGAAUAACUUUGCUGGAGUCUGGAUCACAUCUAACAGUGACCCCACUAUCAGGGGAAAUGCCAUCUACAAUGGCAACCAAGGUGGUGUUUACAUAUUUGGAGAUGGGCGGGGCCUCAUCGAAGGGAACGACAUCCACGGCAACGCCUUGGCAGGGAUCCAGAUCCGGACCAACAGCUGCCCUAUCGUUCGACAGAACAAAAUCCAUGAUGGGCAGCAUGGAGGCAUCUAUGUACACGAAAAGGGUCAGGGUGUAAUCGAGGAGAAUGAAGUGUACAGUAACACCCUGGCGGGUGUGUGGGUGACCACCGGAAGCACACCGGUUCUGCGGCGGAACCGGAUACACAGCGGAAAGCAGGUUGGAGUAUAUUUUUAUGACAAUGGACAUGGUGUUCUAGAAGACAAUGACAUCUACAAUCACAUGUACUCUGGUGUUCAGAUCAGAUAACAAGAUAAUGAACAACCAAGAUGCCAUUGAAAAAGCUGUCUCUAGGGGGCAGUGCCUGUAUAAGAUUUCCAGUUACACCAGCUACCCGAUGCACGAUUUUUAUAGGUAAAUGCCCCCAACCCCCAACAGCAUACAUUUUUAUCU